Penicillium egyptiacum is the source of this 255-nucleotide messenger RNA. NCBI's taxonomy places the organism in Eukaryota, Fungi, Ascomycota, Eurotiomycetes, Eurotiales, Aspergillaceae. The record is from the annotation of a GenBank genome assembly.
AUUUCACCUGGUGCGUCACCGCGACGCCGAUGUGGAACCGCGCCUUGGAUUACUGCGGGUACCUCGCGUUGCUGUGGAAGGAGGAGUUUGCCGUCCCGGCCGACAGCCCAGCCAGGUACCCUGGUGGUGUCCACCCUCCCACGGCCGCCGCCAGCGACCCGCUGGAACCGUACGUCCAGUGGUCGGCGCUCGAGCAACUCCCCGUCGAAGGAAAGCCGUACCACCUGCUGGAUCCCCGCGGUCUGGUGGUUCUCG